Molecule: messenger RNA, 2472 nt
Organism: Tetrahymena thermophila SB210
Lineage: Eukaryota; Ciliophora; Oligohymenophorea; Hymenostomatida; Tetrahymenidae
Exons: 9
Source: RefSeq, a predicted model, not a curated record
AUGGAGAACUUUUAGUAUUUAGUUAAAGGUAGAAAAAUAGAAUUAGAUUGGUUAAAGGGAUCCAAAUAUGAAGUUUAUUCUCAAUAUUUGAUAAAUGCAUUCUAUCUUUGUCUCAUGAUUGAGGAGGAAAAUCUAAGCGAAAUAGAAAAUUUAAACAAAGGUUUUAUAUAAAAAUUUAAAUAAGAAGAUUAAUCACUUUACAUUUUGUCUUUGGAAGAUCAGUAAAAAGAAUACAUAAUGGAGAAAAAAAGUAAGACCUUUAACAAAACCUUAUAGAGACGUCUUGUAUUUUAGGACAUGAAAAUGAUUUAAUAGAAAGAUAAAAGUGGAAAAAUAGAAAAGAAGCAGUUUCCUAUUCAUAAUGGAUUAACUAUUGAAAUCAAGGAUGAAAGCUUGAAAUAGCAAUGGAAAAAAGAAGCAGCUAAUCAAAAUGCUAGAAUAAAUAUUCAUUUUUAAAGUAGAAAACCUAUUAUUGUAUACUUUGAUGAUAAAUAAGAUGCAAUAAAAAUAAGAGAUGCCUUUAUAUCUUCAUCAAUACUUAAACAAUUAAACUUAUUGGAUGCUUUAAAUGAAGUAAAAAACCGCUUAAAAUACAGAAUAGUCUCGCUAUUUAAGGAAAAAAUGUAAGAAUAUGCUUAAAGUAUAAACAAAAAAGCAAAUAGUAAUUAGGAUAGCAUUCCAGAAGAAAAUAAUCAUGAGUCAGAUGAUGAAUAAAAUGUUGCUUAGAUGAUACCUAACUCUAUUAAAAAUGAAGCUAUUGAUGAGAUAAAUGAAGGAGAAGUUUAAAAUUAAGGUGAUAUAUCUUCAGGUUCUUUGAAAUUCGGAAUGUAGUAAUACAAAGAAGAAAUAGAUGAAGAAGAACUAGAAUAAGAACUUAAUAAUUUUGACGUCAGCAAAAGUUUUUAGAAUAAUUAGAAAGCUGGAGGAGAAGAUUCUCAAGAGAACCAAGAUAUAAAUAAAAUUAUUUCUAAUUUCAACUUAGAUGAAGAAAAAAAGGAUACCAAUUUGAGGUUAGACACAAAUGUCAGUGAUAAAUAAGACCCAAGAAAUACUUAGUUGACACUUGAUUUAGAAACUAGGACAACUUAUAAAGAGAGACCAAAGGAUAUAAAUGCAGAAUAAAUUACUUAAUAAAUGAAUGAAAAAUAUACAAAAUUUUGCAAGAAUCUUGUUUUAGAACAUGCUGUUGAAGAGCUUAAUCAUGUAAGUUCAGAAAACCAUCCAGUAAAGAUGGUUGGAAUUCUCAAAUAAACUAUUUAAAAACUCAAAGAGGGAAUUAAGGUGAUUAUGUUUUUAUGUAAUGAAAGAAAAAACAUGAUCACUCUGAUUGAAAAUUAGUAAGAAACAAUUGAGAAAUAAAUUAAUCAAAUGAACUAAAUGAACUUGAGUGAAAAGUUGUCUUAAUUAGAUGAAAAUUUUUUUAAAAAUUAACUUUCUCUUUUGAACACAUACUUAAAGCAAUUCUAUCAUUUUGUUUAGAAUUGCUAAAAAAGCAUAGAAAUUCUUGAAUAAACAUUUAAGUAUGAUCCUGAGUGGCGUUAAGAUCCUCGCUAUAAAAAUCAAAAUAUUUUAUCUGACAUGGAAGAAUUACCCAAACAUUGCUUUAAAAUUCACUAAUUCCACAAUGAUAAAUUAAAAGAAGUCAAAAAACUUUAUGAUUAAAUUGUUAAGUAAGAUGAAAACGAAGUAAAAUAUAUCGAAUACACUCAGGCUGAUAUCAAAUAGACAGUAGAGGUUCUUAAACCUCUAAGUGAACAUUUUGAACACAAUUCAACCACUGAAUUCGAAAUUCUCUUCUUUUUGUUUAUAGAAGAUGUUAAAUAGCUAAAUGAUAAAUUUUAAUCUUCUUAUUCUAAACAAUAAGAAAACAUAAAUCAGUUCAAAAAAUCAUAUGAGGAUAUUAGAAAUUUCUAUUAUUAAAGACUGCAAAAAAUUCUUGAGCUGAAGUAUUAAAAUAAUGUUACAAAAUAGAAAUUAAUGAGAAUCGUCAUACCUACUAAUUCUAAAGUUAAUAAUGCCAUUCUUACAGACGGAUUAGAAUCUAUUUAGUAUGUAGAUAAAUAGCUAGACCAAGUUAAAGUUGAUCUAAAUCAACCUAUGAGUGAAGGCUCAUACUUCUAAUAAAUUAAACUAUAUGAAGAGCAUAAAGCACAUUAAAUCAUAAAGGAAUUUGAAAAUGAAAUAGCUAGCUUAAAGUAAGUUUUUUAAACUGUCACUCAAAUAGAUAUGAUGGAAAAGACUAUCGAAAGGUUAUUAAAGCUUAGAGAAGAAUUCGAAAGCGAUGAAAUUGAAGAGGAAGAUAAAUAAAUAUAAGCUGAAUAGUAUAAAUAACUAAUUACAAUUGUUGAAAAAUAUACAGAAGAUAUGGUUGCUCUUAUUGAGAUAUCUCCUGUCUUCAGAUCUUUCCAUUCAAAGCUUAGCUCUGAAAUACAGCUUUCGAAAGUAGUUUUAGAACUAAUUGAUCUAGAAUGA